Molecule: messenger RNA, 1350 nt
Organism: Lonchura striata (white-rumped munia)
Lineage: Eukaryota; Metazoa; Chordata; Aves; Passeriformes; Estrildidae
Gene: GAPDH
Product: glyceraldehyde-3-phosphate dehydrogenase
Biological process (GO): glucose metabolic process; glycolytic process
Cellular component (GO): cytosol
Molecular function (GO): NADP binding; NAD binding; glyceraldehyde-3-phosphate dehydrogenase (NAD+) (phosphorylating) activity
Source: RefSeq, a predicted model, not a curated record
GCCCUCGCCCUACCCUCACGCGGCUAUAAAGGGCGGCGGAGAGGCGCUGCGCCACCUCCUCACUGCGCGCCGGGCGGCUCGGAGGCAGCAGGAACAUCCCGAAGCGGUAAAGAUGGUGAAAGUCGGAGUCAAUGGAUUUGGCCGCAUCGGCCGCCUGGUCACCCGGGCUGCCGUCCUCUCUGGCAAAGUCCAGGUGGUGGCCAUCAACGAUCCCUUCAUUGAUCUGAACUACAUGGUUUACAUGUUCAAGUAUGAUUCUACUCAUGGCCACUUCCGGGGCACUGUCAAGGCUGAGAAUGGGAAACUUGUCAUCAAUGGGAAUGCUAUCACCAUCUUCCAGGAGCGUGACCCCAGCAACAUCAAGUGGGCAGAUGCUGGUGCUGAAUAUGUUGUGGAGUCUACUGGUGUCUUCACCACCAUGGAGAAGGCCGGGGCUCACCUGAAGGGUGGUGCCAAGCGUGUGAUCAUCUCUGCCCCCUCUGCUGAUGCUCCCAUGUUCGUGAUGGGUGUCAACCAUGAGAAGUAUGACAAAUCUCUGAAAAUCGUCAGCAAUGCUUCCUGCACUACUAACUGUCUGGCGCCCUUGGCCAAGGUCAUCCAUGACAACUUCGGCAUUGUGGAGGGUCUCAUGACCACUGUCCAUGCCAUCACAGCCACACAGAAGACAGUGGAUGGGCCCUCUGGGAAACUCUGGAGGGAUGGCAGAGGUGCUGCUCAGAACAUUAUCCCAGCGUCUACUGGAGCUGCUAAGGCUGUGGGAAAAGUCAUUCCUGAGCUCAAUGGGAAACUUACUGGAAUGGCUUUCCGUGUGCCAACCCCUAACGUCUCUGUUGUGGACCUGACCUGCCGUCUGGAAAAACCAGCCAAGUACGAUGACAUCAAGAGGGUAGUGAAGGCUGCUGCUGAUGGGCCCCUGAAGGGCAUCCUGGCAUACACAGAGGACCAGGUCGUCUCCUGUGACUUCAAUGGUGAUAGCCAUUCCUCCACCUUUGAUGCGGGUGCUGGCAUUGCACUGAACGACCAUUUUGUCAAGCUGGUUUCCUGGUACGAUAAUGAAUAUGGAUACAGCAACCGUGUUGUGGACUUGAUGGUCCACAUGGCAUCCAAGGAGUAAGCUGAGCACACAGGCCCCCCCCUGCUGCCUCGGGAAGCAGGACUCUUCUUUGUUGGAGCCCCUGCCCUUGUUCACCACCGCUUAGCUCUGCAUCCUGCAGUGAGAGGCCAGUUCUGUUCCCUUGUCUCCCCCACUCCUCCAACUUCUCCCCGAACCUGGGGGAGGUGGAGAGGCUGAUAGAAACUGAUCUGUUUGUGUACCACCUUACAUCAAUAAAAGUGAUCACCAUCUGAAAA